Rhizoctonia solani is the source of this 3477-nucleotide messenger RNA. Its product is annotated as ABC transporter transmembrane region. Gene Ontology annotation, biological process: transmembrane transport. The coding region runs from base 1 to 3477 and encodes 1158 amino acids. The record is from RefSeq and is a predicted model, not a curated record. The transcript is spliced from 23 exons. Gene Ontology annotation, molecular function: ATP binding; ATP hydrolysis activity; ABC-type peptide transporter activity. Lineage: Eukaryota; Fungi; Basidiomycota; Agaricomycetes; Cantharellales; Ceratobasidiaceae. Gene Ontology annotation, cellular component: membrane; fungal-type vacuole.
AUGGAACUCUCAGGCCCACUAGCUAUUCGCUUCCUCCUAAAAUAUUUGGAUAAUCCGUCGGAACCGGGAUACUUUCGACCAUGGGUCUGGGUUAUCUGGCUCUUCUUCGGUCCGGUCAUUGGAUCUCUCGCUAUGCAAUGGUAUCUGUUUUUAACUUCCAGUUGUUUUGUCCGUGCCGAGGCUAUCCUAACGCAGGUCAUCUUUGAGCACUCAUUGCGCCUUCGAAUGGUCACGGAAGCGGCCAACAAGGUUUCCGGGACGAACGAUGCAGCGAGCGAACUCGAGCGGCCUGUGACUGCAACUGAAGAAGCGGACGGGAGCGAGUCUGCGACCAUAGCCGCAAGCGCAGACUCGAUCGGUGCCAAAGGGAACGAACAAACUGAUGAUUCUGGGUCAAACAUCGUUGGGAAGAUCAACAACUUGAUGUCCACGGAUCUAGGUAAUAUCCUUGAAGGCCGUGAUUUCUUGUUUCUUGUCACAUAUGCGCCGUUUGAAAUCGUGUGCUCUGCCAUAUUACUUUACUGGAUCUUAGGGUGGAGCGCCGUAGUUGGUAUGGUUUGCAUGGUGUUGUUCUUCCCUUUGCCCCGCAAGGUUGCGCAACUCGUCAACGGAAUCCAGGUAGAGAAAAUGAAAAAGACUGAUGCAAGGGUCCAAGGUAUCACCGAAGUGAUGAGCGUGAUUCGUAUGAUCAAGCUGUUCGGCUGGGAAAACAAAAUCAAAGCUCAAGUAGAUGCCAAACGUGAAGACGAGUUGCAUUGGUACAAGAAGAAGCGCGUCCUGGUAUUGUUUAACCUCGUGACCAACUACACACUUCCGAUGAUUGUUAUGAUGAUUACCUUUGCGUGUCAUACUUUGGUAUUCAAGCACACUCUGGACGCGUCGAUGGUAUUCUCGUCGAUUGGGGUAUUCGAGCUUCUUCGUAAUCAGCUGCAUUUUGUAUUCUCGGAAAUCACCACCGCCGUCCAGGCAAAGGUGUCAUUAGACCGAGUAGAUGAUUUCUUGAAGAACAGCGAGCUUCUUGAUGCAUACGCCCGAAAUACCGUUGGCACCUCUGUCGAAUCUACAGGACCCCACUCGUCAGCGAUUGGAUUCCACAAUGCUACAUUUACGUGGACCAAACGGCCGACUUUAGCAUCCACCUCCUCGACUCGCAACUUUAAGCUAGUAAUUGACCAGGAACUCUUGUUCCAUCGCGGAAAGAUUAAUAUGAUAGUCGGGCCAACAGGAUGCGGUAAGACCAGUUUAUUAUUGGCGCUAUUGGGAGAGAUGCACUUUACGCCAGACUCUUCUGAUUCGUGGUUUGCGCUCCCCAAGGAAGGUGGUAUCGCUUAUGCAGCACAAGAAGCCUGGGUCUUAAAUGAUAGUAUUCGGAAUAAUAUACUAUUCGGGUCGGAAUAUGAUGAGGAUCGUUACAAGGAGGUUCUUUCCCAAUGUGCACUCGACAAGGACAUGGAAUUAUUCGAUGCGGGCGAUCAGACGGAAGUUUCCCUCGGUAACAAUGGUCAAGUUAUUAAUCAAGGUCACGUUUCUGAGGUCCUUCGCGUCAAUGCUCGCUUCAGGGCCGAAGUCGAGCAAGAAAAGGAAGUGGAAGAAAAAGCGGCCCAGGCUACUAAUGAGAUGGACUCCGAGAGAGAAAAGCCGGUGAAUGCGGGAGGAGAUGGCAAACUAAUGGUGCAAGAAGAAGUGGUAGUAGGGCAUGUUGGGUGGCCCGCUCUCAAGUUAUUCUUGCUCUCAUUUGGCGGACUCCGGUUCUGGAUAUUCUGCUUGGGUGCAUUCAUGCUUUCGGAUGCGGUACUUACACUUCAAUCAUAUUGGGUUGGUGUUUGGGCCAGAGCCUAUAACGCUCACCCUGGCCACCCCGAACAAGUCAAUGCAACGAUGUACCUGGUUGUUUAUAUCGCGAUCUGCUUUGGUGGUGUAUGUCUAUAUGCUGGUGCAUACAUAUUGCAUAUACUUGGAUCAGUUCGUGCCGCACGCCGCAUACAUGAACAGCUAAUGGCUUCGAUUCUCGGUGCACCCCUUCGUUGGUUGGAUUCUACGCCAAUUGGAAGAAUUGUCGCUCGUUUUACUCAGGAUAUCCGGUCUGUGGAUGAAACGCUCCCGCUACAACUUGAGAGUAUUUUCAGCACUUCGUUUAAUAUGUGCUCGUCUUUCCUUGUUAUUGUAAUAUUUUCUCCACAAUUCACUAUCCCGGGCAUAGCCAUCCUGGUUGGAGGUAUCUGGAUUGGCCAGAUAUAUAUCCAAUCACAGCUUUCAAUAAAACGCGAAAUGUCCAAUACUCGUUCUCCCUUGUUCAGUCACUUUGGCACAGCACUAGCAGGAAUCACCUCGAUCCGCGCUUAUGGGGUACAAGAGCACUUCAAGAACGAAGCAAUGGAACGCGUUGAUAAAUACACCAGGGCUGCCAGAACCUUUUAUAAUCUCAAUCGCUGGAUUUCCUUCCGCAUGAACGCGCUCGGUGGUGUCUUUGCAGCCGGCUUGGCUGCAUACUUGGUAUAUGGAGGCUCUUCGCCAGAUGCUAGUAACACCGGGUUUUCGCUUAAUCGGGCUGUCGUGUUGUCGAGUGGUGUUUUUUGGUGGGUACGGAUUUUGAACGAGUUCGAAGUACAAGGGAACAGUCUCGAGAGAAUCAAGAGCUAUAUUGCUAUCGAACAAGAGGCCGCACCCGUCCCAGAGAAAGUGCCCCCAGCACACUGGCCUAGCUCCGGGAAUAUUAUUGUUGAGAACCUCAGUGCGCGUUAUUCCUCGAACAGUCCUAUAGUUCUUCAUGGGUUAUCAUUCGAGGUCAAGAGUGGCGAGCGUAUUGGGAUAGUUGGAAGAACAGGAAGCGGAAAAAGUUCACUAACUCUUUCACUGCUCAGGAUGAUACCGACUGAGGGAAAUAUCUACUAUGAUGGUAUACCGACUCAUGCUCUCAAUCUCGAUGCCUUACGCACCAACAUUACGAUAAUACCCCAACAACCCGAGCUAAUGAGUGGGACGGUUCGUCAAAACUUGGACCCAUUCGACGAGUAUGAUGAUGCCUUCUUGAACGCGGCACUCCACUCCGCCGGCUUGGAAUCUAUUCAACCAGAAGACCCCCAAGAUCGCAUAGGAUUAGACUCUGGGGUCAGCGCAGGAGGGAGCAAUUUCUCACUCGGGCAGAGACAGAUACUCGCUCUAGCUCGAGCCAUUGUACGCAGGAGCAAAAUACUGAUUCUGGACGAGGCAACAGCCGCCAUCGACCAUAAUGCUGAUACGGCCAUUCAAUCAUCAAUUCGUACCGAGUUGCAUGGCAUGACAUUGAUUAUCGUGGCCCACCGCCUACAAACUAUAUGCGACGCAGACAAGAUAAUGGUGCUUGAUUCUGGGAGGAUUGUUGAAUUUGAUUCACCAGCCAUAUUGCUUCGGAAGCAAAAUGGCGCGUUUAAAUCCUUGGUAGACGAAAGUGGCGAUAAGGACUACCUCUACGCGAUGGCCAACGGUCAAAGAAAGUAG